This is a messenger RNA of Mercurialis annua (annual mercury), 1836 nucleotides long. Its product is annotated as cysteine synthase. Lineage: Eukaryota; Viridiplantae; Streptophyta; Magnoliopsida; Malpighiales; Euphorbiaceae. Gene Ontology annotation, molecular function: cysteine synthase activity. The transcript is spliced from 11 exons. The coding region runs from base 31 to 1290 and encodes 419 amino acids. The record is from RefSeq and is a predicted model, not a curated record. Gene Ontology annotation, cellular component: cytoplasm.
AAAACCUCUGAUAAACCACUCUUCUCCACCAUGGCUCCCGCUUCUUCUCUGUCACUUCUCCACUACUCCCCUUUCUUCUCCAUUCUUCCCCUCUCAAAACGACACUGUUUUUCACAUUUCAAACCCUCCAGCUUCAAUUCCAAGACUGCCUCUUCAAUUUCAGAACGAUAUAAUUCCAUUGUCGUCUAUGCUAAAGCCAAAACCAAAGCCAAAGCCAAAGCCAAAGAGAAAGCUAAAGUAAAAUCUCCUUUACUCUACCAGACAACCGCAUUAGUAGAAGAUGAAGAGGAAGAAGACCACGAACAUGAUGUUGUUAAUGCAGAGGAUGAUGAAGAAGAAGAAAUGGAAGAAGAUGACUCAGUUAACAUAGCAGAGGAUGUCACUCAGUUGAUUGGGAGAACACCAAUGGUAUAUCUCAACAAAGUUACAGAGGGCUGUGUGGCUAAUAUUGCUGCUAAACUCGAAUCUAUGAAUCCUUGCCGGAGUGUUAAAGAUAGAAUUGGUUACAGUAUGAUUUCUGAAGCUGAAGAGAGUGGAGAGAUUUCUCCUGAGAAGAGUAUAUUAGUUGAACCAACAAGUGGAAACACAGGACUUGGUAUCGCUUUUGUUGCGGCAGCUAAAGGGUACAAACUCAUUGUUACCAUGCCGGCUUCCAUAGGUCUUGAAAGAAGGAUCCUUUUGCGUGCAUUUGGAGCUGAAAUUGUUUUGACUGACCCAGAGAAAGGUUUGAAAGGGGCAGUUGAUAAGGCAGAAGAGAUCGUUCUCAAAACACCAAAUGCAUAUUUGUUUCAACAGUUUGAGAAUGUAGCUAACACAAAGAUCCACUUUGAAACUACAGGACCUGAGAUAUGGGAGGAUACUCUAGGAAAUGUCGACAUACUUGUUGCUGGAAUUGGAACAGGUGGCACUGUAACAGGCACCGGUCGUUUCUUGAAAUUGAUGAACAAAGAAAUAAAGGUGGUUGGGGUGGAGCCUGCUGAUAGGAGUGUGAUCUCAGGAGACAAGCCAGGUUGUAUACCAAGCAUCUUGGAUGUUAAAUUGCUUGAUGAGGUUAUCAAGAUCACAAAUGAUGAGGCUGUUGAAAUGGCAAGGCAGUUAGCAUUGGAGGAAGGCUUACUGGUUGGCAUUUCGUCAGGAGCUGCUGCAGCUGCUGCAAUAAGUUUAGCUAAAAGGCCUGAGAAUACCGGAAAGCUCAUUGCAGUUAUAUUUCCGAGCUUUGGUGAGAGAUAUAUCCCCACUGUUCUUUUUAGGUCUAUAUACGAAGAAGUUGGAUUAAUGCAACCAAUAUAGUCAAACUCUCUCUCAGAAAUCCAAGCAUUUCUUGCAUCUCAGAUCGGGACCAUCGGGAUGCAUCAGCAGGUGUAUUCUUCAUAUCAAAACACAAUUUUUUGGUUUAGUUUUUUAAAUAGGCAGCGCGGAUAAUGUAUGGUCGACGACAACAAUGUAGUUAUUCUGAACAAGAUGUAGGGAAGAAGUGGUGCUCAUCAUGACAAUGCAUAUCAUAUGCUGCUAUAAAUUUAUGCGAAGCUGUCGGUGUCAGAGACGAAGCUGUUUUUUGUACAGAUUUUCUUAUCAGAAUCUGCUAUGGUGUUCAAAUAGCAACUGUAAGUGUUUCUGAUGCCAUUACAUUAAAGCACAUGAUAGAUCAAAAAAACAUUGUCUUUGUAGAAGACAUUUUUCACGUCUCAUCAAUUUCUUACCCUACAAUUAUGAUCUGAUUAUUAUUGAGAUUUUAAACAAAAAUGUAACAUUGGAUGAGUUAGAUUAAUCAACUACAGCAGGCCAUAUGAUAUGUAUUAAUGACUAAUUCAAUGAAAGGUCAAUUUUUGAUUGUGA